Molecule: messenger RNA, 2716 nt
Organism: Mollisia scopiformis
Lineage: Eukaryota; Fungi; Ascomycota; Leotiomycetes; Helotiales; Mollisiaceae
Product: kinase-like protein
Exons: 3
Coding region: 136-2340 (734 amino acids)
Biological process (GO): chromosome segregation; protein phosphorylation
Cellular component (GO): centrosome; nucleus; cytoplasm
Molecular function (GO): protein kinase activity; ATP binding
Source: RefSeq, a predicted model, not a curated record
AGAACAGCAACGACGACACACGACAACAGUUUUACUAACACAGGACGAGCCAAAGACAUUCGCUCAUGGCAUUGGCUUUUGCAAUCUUUUGCUGAUCAACAUUUAUCACCAACCUGACCCCACGGAUCAGGAACUAUGUCGGAGGAAAAGUACGAGGUUUUAGAGAAGAUAGGACAUGGCUCCUUCGGUAUUAUUAGAAAGGUGCGCAGGAAGCAAGAUGGUCAAGUCCUCUGUCGCAAAGAGAUCAACUACCUGCGCAUGUCCCAGAAAGAGAGAGAGCAGCUACACGCUGAAUUUGCGAUUCUUUCCUCGCUCCGACACGCAAACAUCGUCGGAUACUACCACCGAGAACAUCUCAAAUCCUCUCAAGACCUUCAUCUAUAUAUGGAAUAUUGUGGCAAUGGGGAUCUUGGACGUGUCAUCAAGGAUCUCCAAGUCAAGAAUCAAUAUGCAGAAGAAGGUUUUGUGUGGAGCAUGUUCUCUCAACUGGUCACUGCGCUGUACAGAUGUCACUAUGGCAUCGACCCCCCGGAAGUUGGCGCCAAUGUUAUGGGUUUGGGCAAUUCAGCGAAGCCUAAAGCACCAGCAGGUGGUGUCAUGAUCCUGCAUCGAGACUUGAAGCCCGAGAAUGUCUUUCUUGAUGAAGAUAACUCAGUCAAACUUGGAGACUUUGGUCUAUCCAAGAUCAUGCAAUCCCACGAUUUCGCAUCCACCUACGUCGGCACCCCCUUUUAUAUGUCUCCAGAAAUAUGUGCCGGAGAGCGGUAUACUUUGAAGUCCGACAUAUGGUCGUUGGGGUGUAUUAUCUACGAGCUAUGCUCACGAGAACCACCUUUCAAUGCGAAGACACAUUUCGGGCUAGUCCAAAAAAUCAAGGAAGGCAAGAUUGGGGCUUUGCCGACCGUGUAUUCACCAGAGCUUAAUGCUGUCGUAAAGGACUGCCUCAAAGUGAAUCCUGAUCGACGACCAGAUACUGCUACACUUCUCAAUCUUCCUGUUGUGAAGUUGAUGCGAAAGGAGAAAGAGGUGGUGGAGCUUGGGAGAAUAGUGAAGAAUAAGGAGGCGCUUACCAGCAAGCGAUUGCAAGAAGCUGAAGAGAGAAUAAUAAAUCUGGAGGCGGAAAAGCUUCAGAUGCGACAGGAGAUUGAGUCACAACUCCGACGCGAAUGGGAAGUCAAGGCUCAAUUGGAGAUCAAUCGCCUUGUUCAAGUUGAGAUUGAAAGACUUCAGAAGAAGUUCGAUCAUGAAGUGAAGGAGAAGGUUGAUGUCGAAGUUCAGAAGCGAGCCAGCACACAAAGUCAUUCUUCUGCGAAGGAAUUUUCUGGUUCGGGGUCAAUGAUCAUGAACGAUAUCCCAUUGACGUCAAUCAGCACGAAUGGGGAUGAUGACUUCCCUUCUUCAACUGAUCUAACAAGUCUUUCCCUUGAUUCGCCAGAGCCUACAAAAGCCCUCAAGAAAAGCACUCGAACUCCAUUCGGUCGAGCGCAAACCAUGUUUGCUGGCACACCAAUGGACAUCGAGAUGGCCGAACCAUCACCGAUAUCAAUUGCUUCUCUUUCGCUAUCACCCCGCCGAAAUGGUGCCACCAAGGCUCCUAGCACGGGCCGCAAUAUCUUCGCUGCAGCAGCGGGCGCAGCAGCAGAAGCUCGCUGGCAACCAACGCUCAUGAACUCGGACGAUUCAGACGACGACGACCUACCUCCAGUGCCAUCGCCAACUCGACAGAAGUCUUCGAAGAACCCAUUCAAGUCAAAUGGAGUCCGACCACCACUAAUUUCGCAGAAAACGGCACCAGUUCAUAAGCAACCAUCACAACCAGCUUUGUUUACAGCUGCUAAAGCAAACACGGCACCGACGCUACCCACGCUGUCAAGUGCCCCUGACUUGCGACCGCAAACGAGUAAUGCGGCACUGAAGGAACGCAGCUCGUCGCCCAAUAGACGUCUGUCCAAAAUCCCAUCAUCCACGAAUCUCAUAUCGCACGAGAAUGUACCCCUCUCGCCGACACGGAAAACUAGCCUCACCAAAGGCAAGAAUGUUAAUGGUUCAGAAGACCUCAACAAACUGGCUACCAAGAAUAAUAUGGCCAUCAAGGCCACUAACGCAAACAAUCUUGCUCCCAAAGGGCGGACGCUUGUCGAACUUGCACAAGCUAGAGCCGGGGGACGACCGAUCGAAGUUGAUGGAAACAGGAGUCCAGAACCAAAGGGCCGAGCAUUCGCUGCGAGAAUGGCUGAGAAAGCAGCAGCAGAUAGAGGCGAGCCACCAGUAUGGGACCCUGAAAGGGACGAAAUGCCAAGUCCAUUCCUGGUGAGAAGUCGAGCACCGUUGAGACGGUAAACGAGACAUAAUGCGAGCUACGCAAAACGAGAAAAGGUACCACGAUAGAUUGGGAAAGGGAAGGAAAGGCAUGAGCACAUGGGAGGUAGAAGCAUUCGACAUUACCUGCAGCGAGUAGGAUUUUCUUUUGUUAGCAUUGCAUGGAGUGGUCUGUGUGGGUUUUGUCUUAAGUCACGCAUGAGCGGAGCAAAGCAAAGGAAGCCAUGGUUUUCGGUGAUGGUGCUUCUUCUCUUUUUGAGAGGAGUAGUGGCGUGUUGGUGUAUGGCGUUGAGAUUGGAUCUUAAUGGAUAGGAUAAGUGUCCAUGUAGUGUUGCCUGUCUGGUACGUUGGAGACAGGGUAGUGAUAGCUGAAGGUUGGAGUAGAGAUGAAUGAGAG